Messenger RNA from Filobasidium floriforme, 1823 nucleotides. RefSeq lists its product as uncharacterized. Gene Ontology annotation, biological process: protein O-linked glycosylation via mannose. The record is from RefSeq and is a predicted model, not a curated record. The coding region runs from base 75 to 1703 and encodes 542 amino acids. The transcript is spliced from 13 exons. Lineage: Eukaryota; Fungi; Basidiomycota; Tremellomycetes; Filobasidiales; Filobasidiaceae. Gene Ontology annotation, molecular function: protein O-acetylglucosaminyltransferase activity. Gene Ontology annotation, cellular component: endoplasmic reticulum.
GCAACACGCAACUCCUUCCAAAAGGAGGCAUAUACGAAACUACAUCCUGAAUACGAGAUACCAACACGCUCGUCAUGCCAAUGCUCAUCAACAGGUCCACCCUGGGCCCAAAACGAGCAGCCCUAGCCGGCGCACUCUGUCUCCUGCUCGUCCUCUUCCUCUGGUCGAGAACGGACGGACCUUCAUCUCAUCUACCGCUUUCUUCGGACAGGCUGAUCAGUGUUUCAUCGUUCCCCGCGUCUAAACUGGUCAGACGGAUAGACGGGUACAACGUCCUCGAAAACGUCUUGGCUCACGACGACAAAUUAUAUAUCAUAACCGACGACCUAUCAACAAUAGACCCUAACCUGAUCAUAUCCCAAUCGAGUGAUCGAAAACAUUCCAAAUUGAAGAUCUUAUCCCGCGCCCAAGCCGAUAACUUGUUAAGAGGGACGUGCAGGACUUAUCCGGAAGCGUGCGAGGAAGUUGGAGAAAAGCUUGAACUUCGGGUCCAGCACCUCAGCGGAAUGUCGCUAUACUUAGCCGACGAGCCUGAUCCUCAUACUUCGUCUACAACCCUUGAAGGCUAUCGUCAUUUCGCCGCAGAACUCAUCUUCGCCGGCUAUCGAGCCGGAAUGUCUAGCCUCACCCGGUCCGAGGCCGAUGCGGUGAUCAUGGGCAAACAAGAAGAUAUCAGUCGGGUCAUCUUCCCCGGCCGAGAUCUGGGUGGAGGUGGAGGUGGAUGGGGGGACGAAGCCGGUCUGGCGUCGAAGCUGAAUGAGAUGAUCGUCAGGUACGGGUUGGCUUGUGAUGUCGUUGAGCAGGAACAUUGGCAGCAGUUCACCGCACGAGAAGCUCCUUGGGUCUUGCUCGAAAAGGUCGUCAUCGUCGAUCGCAAAGCAGCCACGCACAACCACUCCUCAGACCCCUUCCUCUGGAACCAACCGGCCCUCUCCGCUCUCCAGACGCCGGUAGGGGCUACCAACCCCGCUGCCUUUUUCGCUCGUCCCCGUACACGGUUGAUCCGACACCUCUUACAAGGCCCGGAACUGCAUAUCCCUACGCUGCGUAAGAAACGUAACAAGUCGUUCAAUGGGAAACAAGUCAAGAUCGUCUACUUCUCCCAGCAGGGCAGUAAUAGUAACAGAAAGCUGGUGAAGGAGGAUCACGAAUUCUUGGUGGAGCUCUUGGGGUCGUUGGAGAAACAAUCUCGGGGGAGGUUUGGGCAGAAGGUCUCCGUCGAGGUCGUCGAUCCCGAGGUGGUCUCGGCGGAAGACCAGGUCCGAAGCGUAUUAGAUGCCGAUAUCGUCCUGGGUAUACAUGGUAGUCCCCUAACUCACACCCUAUGGAUGUCACCUGGCGGAGUCGUGAUCGAGAUCUUCCCUCCGAAUACGUUCCUUCGGGAUUACCAGAUCAUCGCUGAAGCUUUAGGUCAUCGGCAUGUGGCUGUAUGGAACGAUCGUCAACACAAACCGGAGGAAUGGAUGAAACACGUAGGCGAGCUGGGACGGGAAGCUUUGGACGACGGGAGCGCGAUACCAGUAAGAUUAGCUCCGAACUCAAAAGCUGUACAGACGCAUAUUUUGAAAACCUUACAAAUUACCUUCGCAGCUGGAUCAUGCGUAUAUUCGCCAGGUUGUGCGGACUCAUAUUAUGAGGAUGUUGCCAGGAGCCAUCUGAUGUGCGUUAACGUGGCCUUGUACGUGGGACAUCCGGAAAUGUAGCCAAUAGUCGAUACUUUCGUCUGGUAUUCAUAAUUUCUUACAGUCUUGCAGAUUCUUACACGUCCAUGUCUCGAUCCUGUCCGUCGGGACAUGUCAUUUUCCAAACCCCGAAAAGUCUGA